Dichomitus squalens LYAD-421 SS1 is the source of this 531-nucleotide messenger RNA. RefSeq lists its product as uncharacterized. The coding region runs from base 1 to 531 and encodes 176 amino acids. The transcript has 2 exons. The record is from RefSeq and is a predicted model, not a curated record. Lineage: Eukaryota; Fungi; Basidiomycota; Agaricomycetes; Polyporales; Polyporaceae.
AUGUCGCCCGCCUACGACGAUCGCCCCACUACUGCACUCCCUUGGAUUUAUUGGGUACUCUUUGGUCUCUAUGAGCCACUGUUAGCCAUCAUGGGAUUCGCGGGAGCCAUGGCCGACCCCAAAACGAUCCACGACGCUCAGGCCCCCUGGCCGUCAGGCAGCGCACCUCCGGGUCCGCUAGCUAAAGCCACCCAAGUCACCAUGAUCCAGCUCGCCCACACCGUCGGCCUGCUCGGCCUCAUCAACGUCUUCGUGCUCGGCGCUGCCCGCAAAUACCUCUUUGCGCAUCCUGUACUGCAGGAGAAGAUCGUCGGCGCACUGUUCACGCCCCUCCUCUUCGCCGACGUCGUCCACAUCAUCAUCACAUGGUGGGCACUGGGCGACAACCGAUGGCACUUUUGGGAAUGGAGCAGCCUCCUCUGGCUCACAUUCCUUACCGGUUUCAGUCUGCUGAUACCGCGGGUUGCAUGGCAUAUGGGAGUCGGGAGAUACGUCGAUAGACGUGAUGGACAGGCGCACAGGAAGGCGUGA